Messenger RNA from Cladophialophora yegresii CBS 114405, 2238 nucleotides. RefSeq lists its product as uncharacterized. Bases 1 to 2238 code for a protein of 745 amino acids. Lineage: Eukaryota; Fungi; Ascomycota; Eurotiomycetes; Chaetothyriales; Herpotrichiellaceae. The record is from RefSeq and is a predicted model, not a curated record. The transcript has a single exon.
AUGGCCCCGUUCAACAUAUCCCCGGAUGGGGUUGUUGUCCGGCACGAAUCCCAACAUGACCCAAACAGUAAACACUCGGCGCCAGUGAUUCGUCUGGACUUGUUCGAGUCUGUGACCAAGGAUAUCCUCCGAGCUCUCACGAACCAUGAGCAAGUCCGACUCCGAUGCGGCAAGAAGCCAGUGGUGCAGUUUGGAAAGAAGACCAUAUCUCUGGAAAGCAGCAUCGACUCCUUCCCCUCUGAGAUCUUCACAAAGUCCGCUGGGAACGCCAGCCCCCUCUACUUUACCGGGAAAGCGAGCCAUAGGCUCGAGGUGCGGAAGGCCGAGGAAGAUACUGCAAGAGCCGACGGGGCACUAGCCACACUUGAAAACACACUCAAAUCGAUCCAAGAAGAGCGAGCGUCGAACGAGACUAGCUUGAAAGAGGGCACGGGACACGGAGCAAAGAAAGCCAUCAAACCAUCACCUUUGCUGGGCCAAGGCACGACUUUGAGAAAGGAACAUUUCCUGGGUAGCUUGAACCGGUCCACCCCGGGCAGCCCUUUCCUAAGCACCUCGUAUUCUCCUAGGCUAGGGCCGACUUCUGCUCCUCUUGGAGGCGGCCUGUCCACCAAAGACCGGAUAAGAUUGGAUGCCAUUCGGAUCCCCCUGGUACAUCUCCUCGCUGUCCAACCUAUGACACCGAAAGCACUUCGUGACCAACUCCACGCCACCCAAGAUGACAUUGAUAAGUUGAUUGAUAAGGUGUCGUGGGAAUCCAAAGUAGAAGAGGGCAAGAGAGAGCUGAAAGAGAAGAUUUACCGGGAACUUGACGUCUGGAAGUUUCCUUACAGGUCAAAGGAAGACAGACAGGCCGCCAUAGAUCAUGCCAUUCAAGCGUACGACAGGACGCGGGUGGAGAAGAGAGACCCUCUCUGGCAGCUGUUGCUCCCUCCGGAAGAGCGAGGAAAGGGCAAGAUCCUCUCAAAGCUCAACUUCGACAAACCAGUACCCAGUCAUGCCACUCCAAAACCUGGUGACGACGCCAAUGAGACUAAGAUUGAAUCUGAUCGAGAACAUACCAAGGUCCGACCAAAGAAGAACAAAGAAGCGGCGGUCGUAGAGAAAGCACGCAAGGACAAAGUGGCCAGCUCAAAGGGUCUUGGUAAGGGUGAGGCAGGAGUGACUUUGAAGGUCAAGGAUAAAGGCUCUAAACCUGCAAGACAUGACACCAAAUUCAAGUCUUCGGAGCGCAUUGUGGAUUCCGAUGAGGAAGCUGAAGCGGCAGAUACUGCCCUAGCCAAGCCAAAGAAGCAAGACGCUGCUGCCAUUGCCAAAACCAGCUCGACCGUGAAGCGAAAGUUAGAGCACGACCAGCUGAAAUCGAACAGAUCGCCAGUGCUAACUACGUCUGCGAAGAAACCUGUGCAUAAGUCUUCGCUUUCGAGUCUGUCGUCGUCCAGCAGCAACAACAGUGGGAACGAUCAGCCUCAGUCCGGUGUCACUAACACUGAGACGUCGCUGAAACCUCAAUCCCAUCAUCACAGAACGGAAAGUUCGAACUCCCGCAUCUCACCAAGGCCACGCCACGACAGCUCGCCGCAAAAACCGUCCCCUCUAGGAUCAUCUCCUCCCACAACGUCGACUGAUCUGGACAAUUCCAGCUCCAGCAAGGCAUCCAACCAGUCCUCAGCGCCAUCCUCCCCUCCGUCCGGGUCAGACAUGCCUCAAACAAGAGCCGGUAACAAGUACUCUCCAGUGAUCUCUGAUAAGAGUCGCAACGUAUCACGUGGCAGAAGUCCAGGUCCGAGUGCCGCCAAGCGGAAGACAGGCUCGGCCGAAGAUGAACGCCCUGCCAAACGCCAGCAGCAAAAACAACGAGACCCUCUCCCUCAAGCAGCUCAGCUGAAGCCUCUGGCCGAUGGCGACCAUCAUACUCUUCAGCGCCCGGUAGGCCCAGUACGCAGUGACUCCGAACGCUCCUCUAGCCCCGAGAAACAAAGGAUCAAUCGCGAUGCCGUUAUUGAAGAGGCCAGGCGAUUUCAAAAGUAUUACAAACGCUACAAGGAGUUGCACAUUAGACUCGACCAAUCAGACGAGAAAGAUCGUGACGAUAAGGACAUGGAUGAUUUGUUAAAAAUGCACCACCGACUGAAGGAAAUGAAGGCUGAGAUCUGGGCGAACUGGGGCAAAGUUGAAAACGUGAAGGAUGCAAAGAACGACACGAACCGGGAUGUGAAGGAAAUGCUAGCUGUUUGA